ACUCAGACCACUCCCAGACAGUCCUAGCAAAAUUCUUGUUUGAGAAAUUGCUCAUGCUAUGAAGAUAUUUCUGUUUCUUUUUGACCAUUUUAUUUUCAAACAAUCACAGUAGGGUACUUAAUUGAUACCCAGAAAUGAUUUGAUAUUGAUAUUUUUAAAAAAUGACUGCAUUGGACCUUUAAACAAGGCGGCAUUGAUCAGACUACCCACGCUGUGCGGCGCGCGCUAGUGUCUGUUCACUUUUGAUGAAGGGGGACACGUUGAAGUAGCUAUAGGCUUCCAUAGAAAUGAUAUUUUUGUGACUGAUAAUCCAUUUCCUAACCUGUCGUAAUUCGUUAAAUAAGAGGACAAAGACAGACAAUGCUGCGAGUAUAACUGCCGAUGAUAAGAUCUCACCAGCCGAAUGCACUGAGGAGGACUUAGAGCAGGAUUGAGUGAGGAGGAACUCUCAGUUCUGUACUCAGGAUUAUUGGGUGUGGUUUAGGGCAGAGCUGACUUAGCCAAUCAAACCUGAGGAAGUUCCCCUGACAGCCUGCUGUCCUGUUAGUUCUGCUUGCACCUACAGUAUUCCACUGGGCCCUCCAGCCGCUCCCUGGUCUCUGAUGGAGGGCAGCCCAGAGAAGCAGAAGCCCAGCCCGCGACACCGGCCCAAACCCAGGGGCCCCUCCACACUGACUCUGGGCCAGUCCCGCAGCACAGAGGACCUAUCUGAGGGCCUCCCCAGGGCCAACUUUAGGAAGGGCUUCUCCCUACGUAACGUCAGCCUGUGUGUGGUGGACGGGGUCCGGGACAUGCUCCAGAGGAGCCGAGGAGCCUCUCCAGAACCCCGCUGCAGGCUCAACGGGGAUACGGGAGGGUGUUGGAGUCCCCGCCUGCUGCGUAUGCCCCGGGGAUCCCGCUGUGCUGCCCUGAGGCCCCUGCCAGCUGAGGUGCAGAGGGAAGGAGCCCUGCGUUACAUGGUGGCAGACGACUCGCACAGCAUGGGCAGCAAUGCUCAGUGGCAGAAGUGUCGUCUGCUGCUGAGGAGGAUGAGAGGAGGGGUCACUGAAGGGGAGGGGGGAUUCCUGCUGGAGUUCUAUGUGCCACCCAAGUCAUCCAAGCCCAAAUUGAGUGUUCCUCUGACAGCCGUCAUGGAGGUGCGGACCACCAUGCCACUGGAGAUGCCAGACAGGGACAACACCUUUGUCCUCAAGGUGGAGAAUGGAGGAGAAUACAUCCUGGAGACAUUGGACUCCCUGCAGAAACACUCCUGGGUGGCUGACAUUCAGGACUGCAUAGACCCGGGGGACAGUGGAGAUGACAUUGAGCUGACGUCUUGUCCUCAUGGCCAGUUCCCCUCGGUGUCCACCUGUAACUGUGAGCUCAUGGCUAACAUACCCAAGACCCCUCAGCUCCGUGCUGGUCCUUGUGGCCCCUCAGGGCCCCGCUUUCGGACCCUGUUGGCCUCCCCACUGCACCCCACCCAUGUCCCCCUAGAACGCUUCCUCCAGUCACUGGAGUCCAACAGGCCUGGAGCAGGUGAAGGAACACCCCGCUCUGAGAUGGACACCUCUCUGACCUGCUACCCAUGGUUCCACGGUACACUAUCUCGAGUGAGUGCUGCUCAGCUGGUGUUGGUGGGCGGAGCCCGGAGCCAUGGGCUCUUUGUGAUUCGCCAGAGUGAGACGCGCCCGGGAGAAUACGUCCUCACCUUCAACUUCCAGGGCAAAGCCAAGCACCUGCGUCUGUCUGUGGACUCUCAGGGCCAGUGCCAUGUGCACCACCUGUGGUUCCAGAGCGUGGGGGACAUGCUGCAGCACUUCCACUGCCACCCCAUUCCGUUGGAGUCCCGCGGGGCUGCAGAUGUCACGCUGCGAUGCUACGUCCAGACACAGCGCAGUCGCCCAGAGCUCUGUGUGUCUCGGAUGUCCACCCCUACCAGAGAGCCUGGCUGUCGGAACGGCCUCCACCAAUUGGCACAAUUCUUUCCCGGAGUCUUGCAGCCAGUUGGUGGAUCUGUGGACUCUCCUCUUCCCCCUAGUUCCCCUGCUCUACCCCGCAUCCUGCCUCCCUUCCCCAGACUAGAGGAUGGGGGUGAUGGUGGCUUACAGAGCCGCAGUGGCAGCAUAGAGCAUCUUCUACCGCCCUCUGGUGGCUCAGCUGAUGAACAGCAGGAGACUGAGGGAGCACAAAGAACAAGAGCAGUAGAGAACCAGUACUCUCUCUACUGAGGAACCUUGACGUCAUCUAUGACUCUGACAGCAUCAGGAUCAGAUAUCUGUUUUGUCAAAUGGAUUUUGCAGGUGGUGGAACAGGUUUGGAGAGCCUUUACGCACAAAAGAUAUUGAUGAAUAAAAACAAUAUAGUGGUUUGA
Molecule: messenger RNA, 2353 nt
Organism: Oncorhynchus kisutch (coho salmon)
Lineage: Eukaryota; Metazoa; Chordata; Actinopteri; Salmoniformes; Salmonidae
Product: SH2B adapter protein 2
Exons: 9
Coding region: 603-2210 (535 amino acids)
Biological process (GO): antigen receptor-mediated signaling pathway; intracellular signal transduction
Cellular component (GO): plasma membrane
Molecular function (GO): transmembrane receptor protein tyrosine kinase adaptor activity
Source: RefSeq, a predicted model, not a curated record